AUGGAGCAACCUGCACUGAAGCGGAUUCAUAAACCUCUUUCGUUUAUAAAGCACUACCAGGAUAUUUUGGCCUUGGCAUUUGCUGUAAAAGAGCUCAAUGAAAACAACCAAAUCUUACCAAAUAUCACUUUGGGUUUUCGCAUACUCCUCAAUGGUUACAGCUUUGGAAGCAUGACCUAUAAGGCCACCCUGGAUCUCUUUCCCAAUCACUACAGAUUUAUACCCAAUUUUAAAUAUGAAACCCAGAAAAAUCUUAUAUCUGUCAUUGGAGCCCGAGUCACUGAAAUGUCUGCCAAUAUGGCUACCAUCUUAGCCAGCUAUAAGAUGCCACAGGUAGGCCAGGGGAAUGGGCUGGUUGAGGUUUUAGAACUGAUUCAUACAGUUUCACAGUACCUUUCAACUUGCUUGAAAAAUCCCUAUAUAUUUUUUCAGUUCACAUAUGGAUCCGCUUCUCCUGCGCAAAAGGACAAAACGCUGUUUCCUUAUAUUUACAAGAUGGUCCCAGAUGAUAUAUUUCAGUACAUGGGGGUCGUCCGCUUACUUCAUCACUUUAAUUGGACAUGGAUAGGCCUCUUUGCUGUGGAUGAUGAGAAUGGAGAUAGGUUUUUGCAGAUACUGAUGCCCUUACUUUACCAGAACAGAAUCUGUUGUGACUUCACACUAAGAACCCCAAAACGGACUUAUACGGGUGAUUUGAUAAACAGGAUUUCAGAACUCCUUGACAAAUACACAGUUCUUGUGAAAAGCAAAGCCAAUGUAUAUGUAGCAUAUGGGACACCGACAUCCAUGCAUGCCUUGAGAAUGCUGGUGUUCGAAGCGGAAGGAGCUUUAUCACUUUUUCCAGGUAAAGUGUGGAUCACUACAUCUCAAUGGACCUUUGAAUCAUGGACCCUUCAAAGGAUUUGGGAUACACAAGUCUUUCAUGGGGCCAUUUCCUUCACAAUUCACUCCAAUAACCCACCAAGAUUCACUAAAUUCCUCCAAACAAUAAACCCUUCCUGGGCUAAAGGUGAUGAUUUUAUCCGGAGCUUCUGGGAGGAGGCAUUUGGCUGUACAUUGAAACAUGCUGAUGAACAUGAGCACGAACCCUGCACUGGGAAAGAGAGUCUGGAAAGUCUUCCUGGGAUUCUGUUUGAAAUGAGCAUGUCCGGCCAGAGCUAUAACAUCUACAAUGCGGUUCAUGCUGUGGCACGUGCUUUGCAUGCCAUGUACAUCUUGAGAGCCAACCCCAGAAAACUGAUAGAAGGAUGGAGGAUGGAAUUCUGGAAUGUGCAGCCAUGGCAGGUCCACCACUUUCUAAGGAGCAUCCAGUUCAAUAACAGUGUUGGAGAAAUGGUGCGGUUUAAUGAAAAUAAAGAAUUGGUUACUGUUUUUGAUGUAACCAACUGGGUGCAGCCCAUUUCCGUGUGCAAUGACAGCUGCCAUCCAGGACACAGCAAGAUAAAGAUCGAGGGGGAGAAAUUUUGCUGCUAUGAUUGUGCCCUGUGCCCAGCAGGGAUGAUUGCUGAGCAGAAAGACAUGGAUGCCUGUGUCAAAUGUCCAGAUGGCAAUUAUCCCAACAACAAGCAAAAUGAAUGCAUUCCCAGCAUUAUAAGCUAUCUCUCCUACAAAGAACCCCUGGGCAUUGUCCUAGCUACGUUGGCUAUUUCUUUUUCUCUGCUGACAGCUUUGGUGCUUGCAACUUUUAUAAAAUACCAGGACACCCCCAUCGUCAAAGCCAACAACCUGAGCCUCACUUACAUUCUCCUUACCUCUCUCCUGCUUUGUUUCCUCUGUUCCUUAGCCUUUAUUGGGAAGCCUGGAAAGGUGCCCUGUCUUCUCCGACAAACAGCUUUUGGCAUCUUCUUCUCUGUGGCUCUUUCCUCUGUACUGGCCAAAACCAUCAUUGUGGUCGUGGCCUUCAUGGCUACCAAGCCAGAGUCUCGGAUGAGGAAAUGGGUGGGGAAAAGAAUGGCCAGUUUCAUUGUUCUUGUUUGUUCCUUUCUUCAGUCAAGUAUUUGUGGUCUUUGGCUAAGUACCUCCCCUCCAUUCCCUGAUAAAGACAUGCACUCAGUCUAUGGGCAAAUCAUACUGGGAUGUAAUGAGGGCUCGGCUACCAUGUUUUAUAUGGUCCUGGGCUAUAUGGGAUUCCUGUCCAUUGUCACCUUCACAGUAGCUUUCCCAGCCAGGAAGUUGCCUGACAGCUUCAAUGAAGCCAAGUUUAUCUCCUUCAGCAUGCUGGUUUUUUGCAGCGUUUGGCUGUCCUUCGUUCCAACUUACUUGAGCACUAGAGGGAAAGACAUGGUGGCAGUGGAGAUCUUCUCCAUCUUGGCCUCUGGGGCUGGUUUACUGGGGUGUAUAUUUUCUCCAAAAUGCUAUGUUAUUAUGCUGAGGCCUGAACUGAACAAUAAGAAGCAGCUGCUGAGGACCAAUAAAUAA
Messenger RNA from Sphaerodactylus townsendi, 2418 nucleotides. Its product is annotated as vomeronasal type-2 receptor 26-like. Lineage: Eukaryota; Metazoa; Chordata; Lepidosauria; Squamata; Sphaerodactylidae. The transcript is spliced from 5 exons. The record is from RefSeq and is a predicted model, not a curated record. Gene Ontology annotation, cellular component: membrane. Gene Ontology annotation, molecular function: G protein-coupled receptor activity. Bases 1 to 2418 code for a protein of 805 amino acids. Gene Ontology annotation, biological process: G protein-coupled receptor signaling pathway.